AUGUCGUCUACCACGCCGGUCUUCAAGAUCGUUCCCACAACGCAGAAGUAUGACUGGGGGAAGAAAGGGCUGUCGUCCAAGGUCGCCCAAUACGCGACCGCGUCGAAGAUCAAAGGAUUCGAGUUAGACGAGAAUGCGCCGUAUGCAGAGCUCUGGAUGGGCACCCAUACCAGUUCACCUGCUCGUUUGCAGUCCGGAGAAACACUGGCCUCUCACUUGGCCGUGCACAAAGAGCUCAUCGGAGAAAGCGUCUUGAACAAAUUUGCCGAUGCAGGCGCGGCGGAGGGCAACCUGCCAUUCCUGCUCAAGGUGUUGGCCAUUGCGAAGGCACUCAGCAUCCAGACACAUCCGGAUAAGAAGAUGGCGGUGCAGCUGCAUAAGGAGAGGCCGGAUGUGUACAAGGAUGCAAACCACAAGCCCGAGAUGGCUCUCGCUUUGACAGACUUCACUGCGCUGUGCGGCUUCCUCCCGCUACCUAAGAUCGCCGCAUACCUGCUCUCCACGCCGGAAUUCGCGACUCUGAUACCUACCACCAUCGCCAGUCGCUUUGCGAACCUCUCACAGUCCUCAAAUCCCACAGGGCCCGAGGAGAAGGCUGCGUUGAGGGAUCUCUUCUCUGCCGUCAUGACCGCGGACGAGACGGUCUUCAAGAUGCAGCUCGAGGUCCUCGUGCAGCGCUACCAGCAUGGUAGCGUUGCAGAUGCGGAGAAAGACAUCCGAGACCUCGUGCUGACCCUGCAUGAGCAGUUCCCCGCAGACAUCGGCGUGUUCUGCGCGUACAUGCUCAAUUACGUGAGGAUGAAGCCGGGCGAUGCGAUCUUCCUCUCUGCGGGCGAGCCGCACGCGUACAUUUCCGGAGACAUCGUCGAGUGCAUGGCGACGUCCGACAACGUCAUCCGUGCCGGCCUGACCCCCAAGUUGCGGGACGUCCCCAACCUGGUCAGCGGCCUAACGUACCAGGCGUCCGAGCCGAGCAAACACCUCGUGCAGCCCAAGCCCUUCGCGAAGACGGCAUCGGUCUCGGCACACAGCACGCUCUACGACCCGCCUAUCCCCGAGUUCUCGGUCCUGCGCGUCGUGCUGCAGGCGGGCGAGGACGAGACACACGCGCCCAUCGAUGGGCCUAGUAUUGCGAUCGUCACUGAAGGUACGGGUGCUGUGCACUGGGGGACUGGCGAAUCUCUCGACGUCUCUGAAGGCGAGGUGUUCUUCGUUGGCGCGGGCGCACAAUUGAAACUGGCGAGCGGCAAAGAGAGGGAUUUGGUUGUGUAUAGGGCGUUUGCGGAGGCUGCGUGAACGAUAUCAUUGAACCGUCACAUCGUAGAGCUCAGGAUGUAACGGGCACCCGCGAUGGCAAAGAAUGUACACCAGCAUCGCCCUCCAUUGCGGAAAGGCUAGCGGGAUUUAAUAACCAUUAUAGCGGCUAGUAUAGAGGGGUCUGCGUCAAAGGCAGAAGGUAAUCUAUGCGCUGCGAAUAACCUAUCGGUGGCUAGAAAAGACAGUCAGCGAAAAUAAGAUACAGGGGGAACUCUAUGUCUACGGAUACACAGGGUCCUAGAUAAUUAAACGCGGAGAAUAUGGUAAAAUCGCGCAAUUAUGUAUGAAUUUCGAAAGAUAAAAGGCGUUUGAAGGAGGGUCAUCGCGAUGUGUAUUUGGCCGUGAUGCCUGCUUGGCAUUACUUAAUAGACAUCCAUGUAUUCGCGGCACUUGGCACGCAGGCGGUCCCAUCUACCGUCAUUCCAAGUGCGGACACGGGCCCAGCCGUCGCGGGGGGAGACUUGUUCGAUCCAAAUCCUGCAAGUAUGG
Molecule: messenger RNA, 1806 nt
Organism: Phanerochaete carnosa HHB-10118-sp
Lineage: Eukaryota; Fungi; Basidiomycota; Agaricomycetes; Polyporales; Phanerochaetaceae
Exons: 4
Coding region: 1-1296 (431 amino acids)
Biological process (GO): carbohydrate metabolic process; GDP-mannose biosynthetic process
Cellular component (GO): cytosol
Molecular function (GO): zinc ion binding; mannose-6-phosphate isomerase activity
Source: RefSeq, a predicted model, not a curated record